Messenger RNA from Poecilia reticulata (guppy), 1780 nucleotides. Its product is annotated as chemokine-like protein TAFA-2. The record is from RefSeq and is a predicted model, not a curated record. Gene Ontology annotation, molecular function: receptor ligand activity. NCBI's taxonomy places the organism in Eukaryota, Metazoa, Chordata, Actinopteri, Cyprinodontiformes, Poeciliidae.
CAGGACAAACAGGAGCGCAUCAGCAGUCUGCGUGACGCCCCGACACAAACGCACCUCUGUCCCGCCACCGGCUGCGGUCUCCUCACUUUCUUCUCGAGGAAUAAAAAGACGAUUCCCCCGCGCCAAAUAAAAGCCCACUUAGGGCGUUUCCAUCAUAUUAACAUGGCUUAGGGAACUUGUGUGAAAGAGGAGAGGGGAAACGGAACUUUCAGGGGUCCUUCUUUCAGCAGCGGAUCGGUCGCAGAGGGCAGCAGGCUUGGUUUCAAGACAGGAGGGCCAGAGCUUCCUGUCUUUUCGCCUCAUCUCCGCAUAUUCCGACGCGUGGAUGGUAUGGUGUAACUUUCCUGCUCUGUGCCAGAAAGGAGCCGCUUCACGGUGUAAGCGCAGAGGGCAUGCGAGAAUCUCCUCCGUCUCGGAUAGUGGAGUGGCUAUGAGGAGAGAGGUUCACCUGCUGGGUUAACGGAACAGGACCACACCGCACCAACAGAAUGCGGGAGCGGGGUCUUUGGAUUUGUGGAGUAGGUGUAUGGAGUCUUCUGCUAUCCCUUUGUCUGACCUCCCUCACACAUGCACACAGAAGUCAUACAGUGCACGUAAAGGCAGGAACAUGUGAGGUAAUUGCUGCCCACCGCUGCUGCAACAAGAACAAGAUUGAGGAGAGAUCUCAGACUGUCAAAUGCUCCUGUUUCCCCGGCCAGGUUGCCGGCACCACUCGGGCGAUGCCCUCCUGCGUUGAUGCCUCCAUUGUAGCCCAAAAGUGGUGGUGUCAGAUGCAGCCGUGUAUGGAAGGUGAGGAGUGCAAGGUUCUACCGGACCUCACGGGAUGGAGCUGCAGCACGGGCAACAAAGUCAAGACCACAAAGGUAACCCGAUAGUCCUGCUCAUCUCAAGUCAAAAAGAAAAGAACGCGGCAAAGUUAUUUACUCAGCACAAUGAACUCGUCAACCUUUGAGGAUGUGCACUCAGAUAGAUUUCUAUGUGGAACCAGCAAUUGCUUAACCUUUCCAAGGACAGCCGGGAACUAGUGGCUGGAGAAACGGGACUCUAACACUGCUUGCCGUCACGUUAAACAUGGCUGAUUUUCCUGGAUCAUCUACAGCAAAGGACUACGUUACCCACAAUCCUUUCAUGCUACGAAAAAAUGAACAAGUUCUAUGAUUUAAACAUAGUUAGAUAACAGUCAGAUCAUCUUUCCAGAAGCUCCUGUUGCUUAUCUGACGUUUCUGGACAAGUUGUACUCCCCAUACAUUGUUGGAACAACUAUAAAGAAUCCUUUUAACAGAGCCCUUAAGUACAAAGCGUCAGAAAAAAUGGCUAUUAAUCCAUAAUACUUGCCUCAUGUAGUAUUGGUGACAUAUUCAAAUUUACGUGUGCCACAUACAACCUGCUUAAUGCUGUCAAAAAAAUAAUCCUUGAUCUCUUUUUUUUUUUUUCUUGUUUAUUCUUUUCUUUUUCUACACUGUAACAAUAUUUUACCAUGAGCGGGUUGUGGCUUACCACAUGCCAUUUUCUUAAACGCAGUUUGUCUUUUUUCUGCUUUUUAUUUUUACAGAGGCGAGGUUAGACUAAUACAAACUAGAUGUUAUGGUAUAUUGAAACAUGUAAACAUAUAAAAAAAAAACAGCAAAAGAGAAAGUAUGGAAUGAAUGAAAUUAAUGGGGCUAGAAAUAAAUUGAUGCUCUAAUAAUUUUAAUAUCUGUGUUUUUAAAAACGCCUGUUAACUGCUAUUGAGUACAUGUGUCAGUAUUAUAUGAAAUGAAUAAAACCUUUCAAAAAAGGA